GGCUGGAAGACGCCAGGAGACGGUGGGAGGCAGCAGCGCACGAGCAAACAGGGUCUGAAGCUAACAGGCUAAUAGGCGCUCCAGCGACCCUUAAAAUAUUUAAAACUGUCGUUCACGUUAAAUAUUAAACGUUACGCUCGGCGGUUGGUUCACAGUCACCGCCCCCCUCCGUCUGCUGGAGUGAGAGCCAGCAUGGCAGCAGCGGUGUCUGGCUAACUGCGGCUCGUUAGCAGCUUAGCACGCUAUCUGACGAGCUAAUCAGAAUUUUAUACCAGUCACAGUUUCUUCCGUAACAGCGGGCUCGGCCAGGCCGCUCGACAGUGGACGAGCUCGGCUCCGGGAUAGAGCGAGGACUGCCGCUACCUAUCGAGAUGGAUGUGAGUUAACAGCCGGGGUACCGGGACGGUGUGGCCCAGGUUGGUGGAUCUCUGUGAUUUCCCCCAACAGCGGGCUGCUGUUGGUGGAUCUCUGUGAUUUCCCCCAACAGCAGCCCGCUCCCCCAGGGCCAGGGGGACGGCAGAGCUUCACGCCGCUGCUCAGGCCCGCGCUCCGGUAUGAGAUGAGGUUCAGGGGACCGGUUAACCAGGUUAGGCAAACCGAGGUGUAUGCAGACUGUUAUCACAGGCAGAUUGAUGAAGAAAUUAACCAGUGGAUGGACUGAAAAUGAAAAUAUACCCUGGACAAAAAAAAGCAGUUAUUUGAUGAGCUCAAACUCAUUGAUCAUGAAGCGGCUCUUUAUGCAGCUUCAGCCUGCAGCCACGCUCUCGCUCAUGUGAUGGAGACCACGCUCUGUGCCUGACAACAAUCGGCAGCUCUUUGAUGCUGGAUGUGUGUUCAGGAUGGACGUGUGCUGUAGGAACCCAAACCGGACGGCGCCGGUCGGUGAGGACGGCCCACGGCGAGCAGACGUGCCGCUCUGCUCUCGGACCAACGGCUGGAGCUGGCCUCCGCACCCCUUUCAGCUGCUGGCCUGGCUGCUCUACAUCUACUUCGCCGUCACCGCAUUCGGCAUAUUCGUCCCCCUGCUGCCUGCGCACUGGAUCCCUGCGGGCUACAUCUGUACGGGCGUCAUGUUCGUGUGCCACCUGUUCGUCCACGUCAUGGCCGUGUCCAUCGACCCGGCCGACUACAACGUCAGAACGAUGAGCGUCAGAGGCCCGGUCCCUGUGUUCGACCGCUCCAAGCACGCCCACGUCAUUGAGAACUGCCACUGCUACCUGUGCCAGGUCGACGUGGGACCAAAGUCGAAACAUUGUAGCGCCUGUAACAAAUGCGUGGCGAACUUUGACCAUCACUGUCGGUGGCUCAACAACUGCGUGGGCAGCAGGAACUACAAGUUGUUCCUCCACAGUGUGAUCUCAGCUCUUUUGGGGGUUUGCCUCGUUCUUGUUGUGGCCUCCUACGUCUUCAUCGAGUUCUUUCUGGACCCCACCAAACUCCGCACCGACAAACACUUCCUGGUGAGGAAUGAGACAGGUGUGUGGUUCGUCUUCCUGCCCGUGGCGCCUCUCAGGUCGGCAGCGCCGGUGAUUCCCGUCCUGGCUGCCAUCACGAUCGCUCUGGGUCUCCUGUCCUCCGUGUUGCUCUGCCACUUGCUUUGUUUCCACAUCUACCUGAUGUGGAACAGGCUCAGUACUUAUGAAUACAUAGUGCGGCAGCGCCACCGUGUGGACAGCACAGACUCGAGGAAACCAGGAUCUGUGAGGGAGACUGCAGUUCCUUCAAUCCUCAAGGAUGUGAACUACUCAGGGACUCUGGGUUACACCAACCCUCAGCUGGACGUGCAGGAACCUACGGCUGUGGCUGUGCAGGGAGAGGCAGAGUUCCUGGCUAAUGGCAGAGUGAGGAGCGUAUCCAGUUCUGUCAUGGAGGAAGAAGCUCCGCCCACCGUCUCGACAGAGAUGAAAGCAGCACACACACACCGACACACACAGAAGAAAAAGAAGAAGAAGGUGCGUAAAGUCCCAGCAGAGGUGACCAGAGAGCGCUGCCCGACCACAGCCCCGCCUCCCGCAGAGCCCAGCGGUGUGUCCACUGUGUCCCUGGGUCAGCGGCUUCCUUUCCCAGCAUUCCCCCUGAGGGCCUCGCUGCCCCCCCUGGCCUCCACUCCAGGCCCCGUCCAGGCCGCCGCACCUCCUGCCGAGUACCACUCCGACUCUGCGGAGUCUCUGGAGGAGAUCCCGGUGGCGUUGGCCAAACUGGGCUCUUCAGCUUCUGGGGCAGACGGCUCGACCUCUUCGCACAGGCCCGUCCCGGCAUUCCCCCUGCCCUCCCCACAGCCCAGGACUAAAAGGAAGGCCGCCUCCUCCCGCGCUAAGAACGCAGUGGAGCUGAGGUUCGAGAUGGCCACCACGCAGCCUCCCUUAGUGUUUGUCAGCCGGGCCAGCGGAGAGGUCGCUGAGCUCCAGGAGGAAGGCCUCAGCCUGGGCAGGAGGAAGGCUGGACCGAGGCUCGGACCCGGGUCCAGACCAGCGUCCCGGACGUCGCUGGGCUCAGGUGCUCCCUCCUAGAUGGAGGAGUACUCUGAGCAGACUGCCACUCUUCAUCUUUUUACAAUCCCUUGUUUGCACAACUCUUUUACUUUUAUUCUGAAGGGUUUGUAUCACUCUAUUUAUUGAUUUAAUUUUGAAAGCCAAAGCUGACUUCCUGUCUGCGUCUUGAUAAAUGAAGGACCUUCAGUUGUUUUAAGUGUUUGUGUGUCUGUUCCUGUGGAGAUUUUAUGGACACCUCCCUGUUGUUUUUACCGUUUCCUGUUAUUGCUCCUCUGCUGUAACAUGGUCCCCAUGGUAACGCUGAAAACCUGAACUCCAGAAAGGCCAAUAAUCAGUCAGCGAACACAUCGGGAAAUAAUGAGAUGAGUAACACCGAGCCGGUAACUGAAACUCAGACCUUCAGUGAUUUAAAGUGUGAUCAGGACAGCGCUGCGCUUUAAGCUUCUGCUGUUUGUGUAGCUCCGCCCCCUGCCCCCUGAUUGAAUCGCUUUAAAGGAGCAUUUCAGCAUUUAGUUCGUUCCAGACGUCGAACAUGUGAGUCGGUCUUUGGUUUCCCCUCACCUCCAGUCUUAAGUGGAAGCUAAUUGGCUGUUGCUGCGUAGUUGGAGUGCAGUGUGAGGGGAUCAGACCAAAUGUGAGCUCCUUCAGCCACAGUCACACCCGAGCGAAGCAGCGUGAAGUCAGGAGUGCUGGGAGCAGUUCUGUCUCAGCAGGAAUCCGUCACUAAAUGCUGAACUGCUCCUUUAAAAGUGUCACUUUUCAGACCCUCACAUGAGCCUGAGCGGCCGUGUGGAGGCUGUUUCACCUGUCAGCUGAUUUAAUAAAGAAUGAAAAGCGGUUCAUUUGCUACAUGUUUAUAUGCAGCUGCUGCUCCUGAGGUCCAGAUGUUGGUCUGGAGAUUUGCUGCACUCUCUGCUGUGGCUGCUUGUUAAUGCCUGAAGAGUUACUGCAGCAGCUGGAUCUUCAGUUUGGAGCCACGUCAUCCGUUCACUGAGAAACUUCAGAUCAUUGUUUCGGUAAAAAUGCUGCAGCUGAACUUCAUAUUUUUGUUUCAUAUAUGUAAAUGUGGGUCUGUCCCAAAAAUGAGUCGUCCGUCCACAUAAAACACGUUUAAGAGACGCAGAUUUGUUCAGCCUGCGUAGAGACUGUAUAUAAAAGAUGGACACACAAACCCUAACCCUGACAUCACUGUUUGUUUGAACUUUUUAAACUUUUUUAAGCCUCAAUUUUAGCAUUUUUGUCAUCACUGUCAGAAGUGACAAAAAAGGUCAAAUAAAUUUGGA
Molecule: messenger RNA, 3775 nt
Organism: Archocentrus centrarchus (flier cichlid)
Lineage: Eukaryota; Metazoa; Chordata; Actinopteri; Cichliformes; Cichlidae
Gene: zdhhc1
Product: zDHHC palmitoyltransferase 1
Exons: 12
Coding region: 840-2510 (556 amino acids)
Biological process (GO): peptidyl-L-cysteine S-palmitoylation; protein targeting to membrane
Cellular component (GO): endoplasmic reticulum; Golgi apparatus
Molecular function (GO): protein-cysteine S-palmitoyltransferase activity
Source: RefSeq, a predicted model, not a curated record